AAUGUUUUUCCAAAUGCUUUUCCUCUGGCUCGGCAGUCUAGCGAUCUCGGGCUAUUUCAUGCUCAGGUUCAAAUACCCAUCUGUCAAGGUACCAGCAUGCCCCGACACAUGUAAACUGGAAUACAAGACAAGCGUUGGGUCUGAAGCCGCAUUUCCACUCACUAAAGUCGACCUAUGCUACGAUGCUUCAUCCGUAAAUCUCAAAUUUACCGCACACAAUGAAACAAACUACUUUUUCAAUUCAUCAUAUGGUACCAACGAUCCUAUCAACAGAUAUGAAGUUAUGGGGGCUCUCAUCCGCAACGAGCACUAUGACAUCAGAAGAUACCGAAAAUUUGAGGUUGCGCCGAACAACGUAACGUCCCAGGCCUUCAAUGUUGCUGAUGAACACGACGUCGAGAAACAUACUACGACUUACAUUACCGGGGCCCAGAGGGACGGACUCAUCUCGACGACAACGUUGAAUCAACAGGAGAAAACAUGGGUGUCGGAUGUGAAAAUCCCGCUUCCUCUUUUGGAGGUAAAAGAUGGAGAAGGCAAAGGUACCAAGUGGCGUAUGAAUUUCUUUCGGACUGUGGUUGGGGAGAAGACAUUUCCAAAACAGGAGUUCGGCACUUGGAGUCGGUCACGUGGGGCAAGCGACACUUAUGUGCUCUCAUCCUCUGGGAAGGUCAAAUUUGUUUGA
This is a messenger RNA of Pseudovirgaria hyperparasitica, 685 nucleotides long. RefSeq lists its product as uncharacterized. The record is from RefSeq and is a predicted model, not a curated record. The transcript has a single exon. The annotation marks the transcript as partial. Lineage: Eukaryota; Fungi; Ascomycota; Dothideomycetes; Acrospermales; Acrospermaceae.